AUGGAUGGUUGUAUAGUUAAUAAUGAUGUAAGAAUUAGAUCGCAUAUUGUCGAGACGUACCGAGGACAUGAACAAGAGGUUUGUGGGCUUAAAUGGUCGGCCUCAGGCCAACAAUUAGCAAGUGGAGGAAAUGAUAACCUACUCCAUAUAUGGGACAAAUCAGUGGCAUCUUCAAAUUCACCAACACAGUGGCUUCACAGGCUUGAAGACCAUACAGCUGCUGUAAAAGCCCUUGCUUGGUGUCCUUUCCAGGGCAACUUGCUGGCUUCUGGUGGAGGCAGGGGUGAUCGGUGCAUAAAGUUCUGGAACACUCACACGGGUGCAUGCCUGAAUUCGGUUGACACUGGCUCUCAGGUUUGUGCUUUGCUGUGGAACAAGAAUGAACGAGAACUGCUUAGCUCACAUGGGUUUACUCAGAAUCAGCUUACUCUUUGGAAAUACCCAUCAAUGGCUAAAGUUGCAGAACUCACUAUGAACAACUUUAGCCCAGAUGGUUGCACCGUAGCAUCGGCAGCUGGUGAUGAAACGCUGAGAUUUUGGAAUACUCAGCAAAAGUCUCAAAUAUGUGCAAUGCACAUACGACAAUAUCAAUCCAUAUUCUUUCUACAAUUCCCCUGUAUAAACACUGCUAGAAAAUAG
Messenger RNA from Prunus armeniaca (apricot), 639 nucleotides. The record is from the annotation of a GenBank genome assembly. NCBI's taxonomy places the organism in Eukaryota, Viridiplantae, Streptophyta, Magnoliopsida, Rosales, Rosaceae.